Pediculus humanus corporis (human body louse) is the source of this 1089-nucleotide messenger RNA. RefSeq lists its product as uncharacterized. Bases 1 to 1089 code for a protein of 362 amino acids. Gene Ontology annotation, biological process: actin polymerization or depolymerization; actin filament severing; barbed-end actin filament capping. Lineage: Eukaryota; Metazoa; Arthropoda; Insecta; Psocodea; Pediculidae. The record is from RefSeq and is a predicted model, not a curated record. The transcript is spliced from 5 exons. Gene Ontology annotation, cellular component: actin cytoskeleton; cytoplasm. Gene Ontology annotation, molecular function: phosphatidylinositol-4,5-bisphosphate binding; actin filament binding.
AUGGCGGAUUUGAGAUUGUUUAUAAUAGGAUUAUGUUGUUUCGUGUCUGUUAUCAAUGCGGCAACAUUACAAACUCAACGUGACAGAUCACGAAGUCCGGUUAAAAAUAAAGAGUCGACAACCUCGUCGUCCCAAAACGAUUUACCAGUAAAUAGACAACAAGCGGCUAACGUUUUUGCCAAUGCUGGUAAAAAAGCCGGUUUGGAAAUAUGGAGAAUAGAAAACUUUGCACCCGUACCUGUGGAACGUCGUCAAUUUGGAAAAUUUUACGAAGGAGAUUCUUACAUUGUUUUAAAAACAAAAGAAUCCAAAGGUAAAUUCAGUUGGGAUAUACAUUUUUGGCUGGGUGAUAAAACAACUCAAGAUGAAUCUGGAUCGGCUGCCAUUUUGGCCGUGGAAUUAGAUGAUUCUCUCGGUGGCGCUCCGGUUCAACAUAGAGAAACUCAAGGACACGAAUCACAACUUUUCACGUCUUAUUUUUCCGGUCUAUAUUUUUAUGCAUCCGCAGCAAUCAGGUACCUUACCGGUGGGGUUAAAAGUGGAUUCACACACGUCACGCCAAAUGAAACCGAUGGUAUCAAAAGAUUGUAUCAAGUCAAGGGCAAAAAAGACGCGAGAAUCAAACAGGUAGAACCAUCAUCGAAAUCAAUGAACAAAGGUGAUUGUUUUAUUUUGGAUACGGGAAAAGUUAUUUAUGUUUAUUAUGGAGUCGGAACAUCUGCCGGUGGUGACGACGAACAAUUCGAACAAAAUAUCGAUGCUCAAGUUGUCUUGUACAAAGUCAGCGAUGCUUCCGGUGGUUUGAAAAUAGAAAAAGUUGGAGAAAAACCUUUGUCGAAUGCCGACCUCAACACAAACGAUGCUUUCAUUCUCGACACUGUCACCUCUGGUCUUUAUUCAUGGAUUGGAAAACGUUCGACAAAAGCUGAAAAAGAAGAAGCAUUGAAAAAAGCACAAGAAUUUUGCAAAUCUAAAAAUUAUCCAUCUUGGACGAGAAUAACAAGAGUCAUCGAAGGAGGAGAACCGACGACAUUUAAACAAUAUUUUAGAGAAUGGAGAGAAAAAGGAGACAUUGUUGUCAUGGGUUAA